AUGACAUGCAAAACAGACGCGGCUUUUGAUCAUGGAACAAUGAGGGCAGGAUUCGCUUGGAUCUUCACUGUUCCAACAGGGUUUUGCUUUCACCAAGGAUCAGCUACAGAAGACAGUAUCUCAUCGCUGUUAAUGGCGGAAGCAAUCGCACUCCGACACGGGGUCACCACUGCAGUAGAACUAGGGCUCCAGAAGCUCAUCUUUCUAUCUGACAAUCAAACGCUCAUCAGAGCUAUAAACAACGACACUCAGGUAAAGGAAAUCUUUGGAAUUGUGAAAGACAUUCAAAGACUCUCCUCUGAUUCUGUCGGUUUCACUUUCUCUCAUAUCUCUCGAUCAUCAAAUGUCGCUGCCGAUAGUUUGGCAAAACGAUCUCUGUCUUCUUUGUUGUAUUAA
This is a messenger RNA of Raphanus sativus (radish), 396 nucleotides long. RefSeq lists its product as uncharacterized. Gene Ontology annotation, molecular function: nucleic acid binding; RNA-DNA hybrid ribonuclease activity. Lineage: Eukaryota; Viridiplantae; Streptophyta; Magnoliopsida; Brassicales; Brassicaceae. The record is from RefSeq and is a predicted model, not a curated record. The transcript has a single exon. Bases 1 to 396 code for a protein of 131 amino acids.